Pseudocercospora fijiensis CIRAD86 is the source of this 1341-nucleotide messenger RNA. RefSeq lists its product as uncharacterized. The transcript has a single exon. Bases 1 to 801 code for a protein of 266 amino acids. Lineage: Eukaryota; Fungi; Ascomycota; Dothideomycetes; Mycosphaerellales; Mycosphaerellaceae. The record is from RefSeq and is a predicted model, not a curated record.
AUGGCAGCGAUGGCAUCGAAGCCUCCACCCGGUCGUUCCAGCAAGAAACUUGAACCGCACCAAGAAUGGAUCACGGAGCGCCACCAAGCCAAGGCGACUGUGGACGAGAUCAUGGUCGAGCUCAUGAUCAAACACCAUCUCAAGAUUGGGCGCUCGACUCUGAAGAAGCAGAUCGCACGAUGGGGCUUGCGGGUGCGCCGGGCGAAAUGGGAAGACUCGCAGGCUCUGCGUAGGCACGUCAAGCACUGUUUCGACCGACUGCAGUUGACCGAUGAAGCGGCAAGACUGGACCUGCAGAAGCACGGCUACGACAUCGCUCCGACUCGACUGGCCAAAUUGCGCAAGGAAAUGGGCAUGUACAAGCGGACGGAGAAGGAACAGCGGCCGCUGCAGGAAGGUCAAGUGGAGGAGAUCCUAAAGAAAGAAUUCGAAGAUCCGCGGGUCCGUGACAUGUCUUUGAAGAAGCUGCACAAGUACCUGCAUGCGAAGCACAACAUCUGGGGCAGGGACAGAUUGUAUCACAUUGCGAAGAAGCUUGACCCGGAAGGACCAGCUCGGAGGUUGAAGAUUCAGAUGAAAGAGACGAGAGCGAAGCAGAGGACGGCAGAGCUCCGAAGACAGCAAGGCGGUCAGGAGGAGGAGGAUGAGGAAGAACUUCCGCGCGAGCCAGAUGUGUCUCCACAGCAACCUGCUCAACCUGCUCAACCUGGACCAACAUAUCCGCUGACCAGCGAUGCCGCUAACUACGAUCCUGCCUUGAUCUACAGCCAGCCUUAUGGAUAUCAUCAAGCCUUUUCCUGAGCCCGGCCUACAUGUGACGAAAGCAAUUCGCCUUUGACAUCCUGCGCAUCGUCCAUCUCGACACCGGCAUCACUAGCGAAACGCUCAACAGGCUCUUUUGGCCUUUCCCAGCCCAGCGUCUCUUGCAUGAUAUUGGAGUCUGGCUCGAAUGUCUGCUUACCCUCCUUCUCAUGCAUACCUGCAUCAGCAUCAAGCUCAGCACCAUGAUCAUCGCUUUUGGGAGCUUCAUCUUCCGGUGCAGAUUGUCUUCGUUGGAAGGUAAGCAGCACGAGCAUCAACAGUCCGCCCACGCACCCACUCGACCACGAUCACCGCUACAGUACUUCUUUUCAGCAUCAGCAUUGGAGGAGUUGGUAGCAGCAGCACCGCCUGUGAUUGCGGUGGACCGGGAGAAGCGAUUGAGGAAGCCAGGCUGCUGGCGAGACUGGUCACGAUGAAUGAGUAUGUUCCCGAGUGAGCUCGGACAGUGUAAUCUGCAUCCCUGGCGAGACAAGUAGUCACUCCAUCUCUCAACCAUUGCGGUACUUGUGGCCACUCCUG